AUGGCUGAACCUCGCUUUAACAGUCCUUAUUUUUGGCCCCCACCACCUACCAUGGCUGUCACUCAGGAGCAGCUGAUGGCCGAGAAGAUCAGGGCAUCUCACCCGCCACCCGUCACGCCUCCUUCCCAGCAGCCUCUGCUGUCUCCGGACGCCGGUCAGCACGUAACGUCCAAAGCUGCGCAGCAGCCGGACGUUGUCUUGCAUGCUAGCCCUGCGCGACCUACAUCCAGCUCGCUCACAGGUCGCAUUCUGGGUGACGUCAACCUAAAUCUGGACGACAAAGCGGCUAUCAAAGCCCGGGGAUUGUGGGAGGACUGGCGUCAGCUGAUUGAGCACCCAGCUCGGGCCAACCACCUCUCAGGUGUUUCGCUGGCGUCCAGAACGGGAAACCUCAACAACUCCGAGGUGACGUCCCCGGCCACCCCGCCCUCGGGUGGCUCCACCCCCCACCUGCUGUGCAGCUUCACCAACCCACACGGGAUGGAGCCCGGAAGACACAACGGCGGUCUGGUGGGUCUACUCGGGGUGUCCAAACCUCCGAAGGAAGGGCGUAGGAAAAUCAAAGCGGAGAACGGCUCCUCGCUUCUGGUUGUGCCGUACCCUAUCCUGGCGUCCGGCAACGAUCAGUCUUCCAUCAGCAUCGCCGCCAAAGAAAAAACGUACAGGUGUAAAGUGUGCCCGCUGACCUUCUUCUCAAAGUCGGACAUGCAGAUCCACUCCAAGACGCACACGGAGGCCAAAGCGUACAAGUGCCCUCACUGCACCAAGACCUUCGCCAACGCCCCGUAUCUUGCGCAACACCUGCGCAUACACCUGGGCCUGAAGCCGUAUCGCUGCGCUUACUGCGAGAAGUGCUUUCGCCAGCUCUCACACCUGCAGCAGCACACUAGAAUCCAUACGGGCGAUCGUCCAUAUAAAUGUUUCCAACCCGGAUGUGAGAAGGCCUUCACGCAGCUGUCCAAUCUGCAGUCCCACCAGAGGCACCACAACAAAGACAAGGCAUUCAAGUGUUCCAACUGCUUCCGGGCGUACUCGGACGCUGCGUCGCUGCAGAUGCACCUGUCGGCCCACGCCAUCAAGACUGCUCGGGCCUUUUGCUGCGGCACGUGCGACAGAGCAUACACGUCGGAGACCUACCUCAUGAAGCACACGUGCAAGCACGCGGGGCCUCGGAGGAGCGAAGCCCCCCACCUCCACCCCCGCACGGACAUCUCUGACCUGAGCGCCGCUGCCAUUUUGUCCCGACAUCACCUCUCCCUCUCCGUUUAG
Molecule: messenger RNA, 1269 nt
Organism: Nerophis lumbriciformis (worm pipefish)
Lineage: Eukaryota; Metazoa; Chordata; Actinopteri; Syngnathiformes; Syngnathidae
Source: RefSeq, a predicted model, not a curated record